Molecule: messenger RNA, 311 nt
Organism: Dentiscutata erythropus
Lineage: Eukaryota; Fungi; Glomeromycota; Glomeromycetes; Diversisporales; Gigasporaceae
Source: the annotation of a GenBank genome assembly
GCGUCCCUCCUCCCAUUUCUCACAUUCGAGGAAGAGAUCAAAGGCGAGAAAUAGCAAAAAGAAAUAAAUCACCAAAACCAAUUUCCCAAGAAGCUGGUCCAGGCACAGUAACCCAAGCAUAUAGAGAAGAAAUAACCUCACAGAACGAAGUUCAAGAGGUAAAAUAUGCUCCAGAAAACCAUUUUCGAUCAAUUUACAAAGUAGAAGAUAGAGUUAUAGAGAAAAAGCCACCCACAAAAAAUAUAGAAUUUUUAGAAAAAAGACCAGAACCCACUAGACAACACCAAAAUCUUAAAUCUAUGACGGUAUAG